Molecule: messenger RNA, 414 nt
Organism: Aspergillus viridinutans
Lineage: Eukaryota; Fungi; Ascomycota; Eurotiomycetes; Eurotiales; Aspergillaceae
Exons: 1
Coding region: 1-414 (137 amino acids)
Source: RefSeq, a predicted model, not a curated record
AUGCCUCCUGAGCUGCCUGAUAGGGGCGCUUCCUCCGACCACGGCGCGAUGAAAGAACGAUGGCCAGACUCGUCGAAGUCGUACCCAGGAAUGCGAGCAGACUAUAGGACGGCCACAAGUCCUGAAUUCCCUGGCGCGAGAAAACGGACUCCUUCUUCUUCUGAGCGGCGUGGUAUUCUCACGAUAUUGAGCGUCCUUCGCGGAAUGCGAGCCUUGAUUGAAUCGAUCAAGGAGACCGAGACACUAGUUCAAGCCCACUCGGAGAUCUGCAAACACGAGGAAAUCGCGAAUACCCUCGAACUCGACGAACCAGGGAUUCCAAACUUUGUGUGUGAGUCCGUACCAAACUUCAGAAUGCUGCACGCGUCUCGCUGUGUCUCCCGGCCUACUAGGAUCGGUAUCGGUAGAGAUUAA